Messenger RNA from Drosophila montana, 2013 nucleotides. RefSeq names its product Biotinidase (gene Btnd). Bases 57 to 1802 code for a protein of 581 amino acids. The record is from RefSeq and is a predicted model, not a curated record. NCBI's taxonomy places the organism in Eukaryota, Metazoa, Arthropoda, Insecta, Diptera, Drosophilidae. The transcript has 2 exons.
UCGUGGUCGACGCAAUAUGACGCAAAUAUCAGUCUUUGCUUAGCCUUUGCCACAAGAUGUACAUCCACGUUUUACAGCUGAUUAUCUUGGCCACAUUCCUGGCGGGCACCAGCCAGCUAUCGCUGCCCACCGAUAACACUUACCAUGCCGGCGUUGUCGAAUAUCCGGACGAGACGGGCACCCCAAGGGAGCGCACCACAAAGGCCACCGAGGGCUUUGUGGCCAUAUUGGAGUCGAAUGCUACGGCAGAUCUCGAUAUACUUGUCUUUCCCGAGUCUGUGCUGAGUAAUCUGGAGAUGGCCACCUUUGUGCCGCAUCCGGCACAGAAUAUAACACCCUGCUAUUCGCCCGAUUACGAGCUGUUCCUGGUGGAGUUGUCCUGUGCGACGCGCUCGCGCGGCAUCUAUGUCGUGAUCAAUGUGGUGGAGAAGGAGCUGUGCGGCGAUAAUUACGGCUCCGAUACGCUCAAUCCGUGUCCGUCCGCUGGCUUUCGUUAUUUCAAUACGAACAUUGUGCUGGAUCGCAGCGGACGCGUCGUCUCCAGAUAUCGCAAGAGUCAUCUCUGGCGGCGCGAGUAUAAUACACGGGCCACAAUGCGACAGCCGGAAUUGGCCAUCUUCGAGACGGACUUCGGUGUCACAUUUGGUCAUUUCAUAUGCUUUGACAUGCUGUUCUAUGAGCCGGCAAUGCAGCUGCUGCUCGAGCGCAAUGUGACGGACAUAAUUUAUCCGACAUAUUGGUUCUCGGAGCUGCCAUUCUUGGGCGCAGUGCAGCUGCAGGAGGGGUGGGCGUAUGCGAACAAUGUGAAUCUAUUGGCUGCCGAUGCCAGUCAACCCUCCGGCCGGACCUCCGGCUCCGGCAUCUAUGCGGGGCGCGCUGGCCGCCUUGCUGCCGUCAUCCAUGAGCAGCCCACGCUGCAGUUGCUCAAGGCGCAUGUGCCCAAACGUACGCCCACAACGGUCGGGAGCGGCAGCGGGGACGGUGGCAGAAUACCCGAGCUGCCGGCGCAGGUGGUGCCCGCGUUCGAGCCGCAGCUGGUUACGCCACGCUACACAGAGCUCGCCACCUACAGGGACUACAAUGUGGAUAUAUUUAGCACGCGCCUGCUGGAGGCGGAGUUUCAGAAUGUGACGCAGCGCUUGUGCCACGGCGACUUCUGUUGCAGCUUCCAGCUGCAGCGUCGUCCCACUUCCAUUUCCGUUUCCAGCACCACCACCAGCUAUGCCUCAUACCGCUAUCGCCUCGGCGUUUAUCUGGGCAAUCGGACCGCUCUCAUUCUGGUCGACCGCAGCGAGCUGGCGGUAUGCGCCCUCUUCGCCUGCCUGGACGAGCAGCUAAGCAGCUGCGGUCGCAUCUAUCCCAAGCACAUCGAUGUGGCCAAUCGCUUCUACUUUGAGCGCAUUCGCAUUGAGGGCAAUUUUCCGGCUGCUGCCCGUCGCCUCAUCAUGCCCAGCACCUUGGAUGGCUCGAUGAUGCCGCUGAGCGUUGCGCAGUUCAAUUGGACCGAAUCGCCGCCGGCCAAACAGUUGCUGGCCACACAAAUCCAGCUGGAGCUGCUGUUGCCCAAAAACGACCUAUUGACCUUUGGCAUUUGGGCCAAUUACUUUACCCAGCUGCCCAGCACGCACAAUUUGAAUCAUCUCCAGCCUGCGGCUAUGCCUGCUCCGGCCGCCAGUGCGCCCAAUGCCAGUGCAGGUGUUCCAGGUGUUGCAGGUGGUGCAGGUGGUGCAGGUGGUGCUGCGUCUGCAGCCGUCUCAAUCCUGUGCCUGCUGCCACUUUUACCGCUCCUUCUGCAGCUGUAGGCAACGGCAUCUGUUUCUAGCCAGGCUGCUGGUUCGGCUCGUGGUUUGAACCAAUGUCUUCUCCCUGGGACGGUUCGAUUCGUGUACAAUUUCAACCCGAAUCUUGGCCCGACACAUUUUUUACUUUUAACUAACUAACAAAUUAUUACAAAGAUCAUUUAUUAUAAUAUAUAUUCAAAAACUUUAUAGACAAAAUUAACAAUUUUUUAAA